AAUGUCGGAAAACCCUACGACCAACGGGCACGACGCCCUAGAAGAGAAGCUUGGUCGCCUUGCCAGGAAACCCGGCGUCAAGGCCAGCAUUGUCCUGGACAGAGCGACGGGAGCGAUUCUCAAAACGAGCGGCCAGAUCGACGCGCUCCAGACGGCGAAAUCGCGAAACGCGUCAACGGCGGCCUCAUUUUCCAACGACGCUCCCGCAGCGGAGGAAGGCGAGGCGCAAGGCGUCGAGGAGUUUGCGGAAAUGAUAUGGAACUUCGUCAACAGCUCUGGGCAGCUGGUACAGGACGUGGACACAGAGGACGAGCUGAAACUACUGCGACUGCGAACAAAGAAGCAAGAGAUUGUCAUAGUGCCCGACCAGAAGUACCUACUGACGGUCAUCCACGAUACUCAGCCGGCCUGAUUACACACUUGGAGCGGACUUUCCGAUACGCAGCAGCGGGUUAUUAAGGGGCUAUAUGAUGAAAUCUAAUACUUGGAACGGUGAUAUUCUAGAAGGGAAGCGGUAAUGGGUCAACAGCGUACGAAAGCAAAGCACGGGGGUAGUGGAAGCGGCGCCAACUCCGCCACUGGGAGAGCGGGAAUUUGUCAUGGUCCAUUUUCGUUUUAUGAAGCAUAGCUACACGGCGCACAGGAUGACGAAAUGAUACCCCAGGACGUUAAUGCCAACGGCG
Trichoderma virens Gv29-8 is the source of this 683-nucleotide messenger RNA. RefSeq lists its product as uncharacterized. Gene Ontology annotation, biological process: microtubule-based movement. The record is from RefSeq and is a predicted model, not a curated record. The annotation marks the transcript as partial. The transcript has 3 exons. Gene Ontology annotation, molecular function: dynein intermediate chain binding. NCBI's taxonomy places the organism in Eukaryota, Fungi, Ascomycota, Sordariomycetes, Hypocreales, Hypocreaceae. Gene Ontology annotation, cellular component: cytoplasmic dynein complex; cytoplasm.